Messenger RNA from Gymnodraco acuticeps, 8176 nucleotides. It is a transcript of the gene scrib, whose product is annotated as scribble planar cell polarity protein. NCBI's taxonomy places the organism in Eukaryota, Metazoa, Chordata, Actinopteri, Perciformes, Bathydraconidae. Gene Ontology annotation, molecular function: protein binding. The transcript has 45 exons. Gene Ontology annotation, biological process: neurotransmitter receptor transport, endosome to postsynaptic membrane; neurotransmitter receptor transport postsynaptic membrane to endosome. Bases 885 to 6317 code for a protein of 1810 amino acids. Gene Ontology annotation, cellular component: postsynaptic density; postsynaptic membrane; adherens junction. The record is from RefSeq and is a predicted model, not a curated record.
GCCCAGCCCCCCACAGGACAAACCCGCCUGCCUCAGCGCAACAAGGGGAGUGAUGCGCGGCUGUUGCUGAAGCUCCUGGCUGUAACUACGUCGCAUUAAAACAACACCAGGCAGUUUAUUGUACGUCUACUGGCAUGUUGCCACUUCACUCUUUGGCCGGUUAAUAGGGUGUUUCCCGUAACGUUCGUUAUACUUAUAUUAGUGAGCUAUCGGCAGCUAGGCACAAAGGCGUUUAGAGAGCUACUAGCCGAUGUUAGCUAACUGUAACUAGCAUGCUAACAACACAGCCGCCGAGAACGAGCACAUCCUUGCGCAGCCACACUCGGGUUAAUCUCUGUUGACUCGCUCCGUGGGUUAUGUUAGCUGUUUCAUGGUAGUCAUUCAUUUGUAACCUAAGUCAAGUGUUUUUUUUUAUCAGCUACCACUCAUGACUAGGAUACUUGAAGCAACACUUAAGUAUAACUGGUUCGUUUGCUUGUUUUUCAGCUAGCCAAGGCACUGCUUUGGUCUCAUUCAGGGAUGUGGUGGUAGCAAAACAAGCUAACGUUACUCCCCUCUGUGAAGAAGUGACUGCAAGAAGUGAGGAAAAACUGAAGGCAAGCGGGAGUUUUUAUUUGUGUUUAUCUUUCAUUCCGGUGUGGAUGACACGAGGACAAACCUGACAAACACAGUUGAACUGAAACUGGGAAUAUCACUAACAGGUCGAAGGGAUUAUUUUGGUGUCUCUAAGUGGAUUUCGGCCUCUUGUUGGGGAUCGUCGUGGGAACACCGUGAGUGUUUUGACAUUGAGUCAGUCUACACGCAACAAAUAUCCCGCCGACCUUCAUCCUCCGAUGCGGAGAUUUCAGUAGCACCGGCAACCAAAUCCCCCCCGGCGGCCGGACAUGCUGAAGUGUAUCCCCCUGUGGCGUUGCAACCGCCACGUCGAGUCGGUGGACAAGCGGCAUUGCAACUUGCAGACAGUCCCCGAUGAGGUAUUCCGCUACAGUCGCAGCCUGGAGGAGCUUCUCCUCGAUGCCAACCAACUCAAAGAGCUACCAAAGCCUUUCUUCAGACUACUUAACCUACGGAAGCUCGGCCUCAGUGACAAUGAGAUCCAGAGACUCCCCCCCGAGGUGGCCAACUUCAUGCAGCUGGUGGAGCUUGACAUUUCCAGAAAUGACAUUCCUGAGAUCCCCGAGAGCAUUAAGUUUUGCAGGGCCUUGGAGAUCGCCGACUUCAGCGGAAACCCCCUCACCAGAUUGCCGGAUGGUUUCACUCAACUGCGAACGCUGGCUCACUUGGCACUCAACGACGUGUCAUUGCAGACAUUGCCCAACGACAUUGGAAACUUGGCCAACCUGGUGACGUUGGAGCUCAGGGACAACCAGCUGAAGUCGCUGCCUACGUCCCUCUCCUUCCUGGUUAAACUGGAACAGCUGGACCUGGGCAGCAAUGAACUGGAAGUUUUGCCGGACACCCUCGGUGCUCUCCCUAACCUUAGGGAGCUCUGGCUGGACCGUAACCAGUUGUCCUCAUUACCACCAGAGCUGGGGAACCUCCGGAGACUGGUGUGUCUGGAUGUGUCAGAGAAUCGUCUGGAGGAGCUUCCCUCAGAGCUGAACGGCCUCCUGGCGCUCACUGACCUGCUGCUCACACAGAACCUGCUGGAGGACGUCCCAGACAGCAUAGGAUGCCUGAAACAGCUGUCUAUCUUCAAAGUGGACCAAAACAGACUGACCCAACUGACUGAUUCAAUAGGAGAGUGUGAAAAUCUCACAGAACUCGUCUUAACAGAGAACCUUUUAGAGUCACUUCCUCGCUCGCUGGGCAAGCUGAAGAAGCUGACCAACCUGAAUGUAGACCGCAACCAUUUGGGCACCGUGCCCAAAGAGCUGGGCGGCUGUGCCUGUCUCAACGUCCUCUCUCUCAGAGACAAUCGCCUGGGCAAACUGCCCGCUGAGCUCGCAGAUGCCACUGAGCUGCAUGUGCUGGAUGUGGCCGGAAAUAGAUUACAAAACCUGCCUUUUGCCCUGACAAACCUCAACCUGAAGGCCAUGUGGCUCGCAGAGAACCAGUCACAGCCCAUGCUCAAGUUCCAGACAGAGGAUGAUGAGCAGACAGGAGAGAAGGUGCUGACCUGCUAUCUACUGCCUCAGCAGCCUUCCCCCAGCCUCGAGAACUUGCUACAGAACAGUGUGGACGACAGCUGGACGGACAGCAACCUGAACAGAGUGUCAGUCAUUCAGUUCCAGGAAGAGACCAAGGCUCAGGAGGAGGACGAUGAGGCUGCUGCAGAGCGCAGAGGUCUUCAGCGAAGAGCUACACCGCACCCCAAUGAGCUGAAGGUGAUGAAGAAGGUGAUUGAGGAGAGGAGGAAUGAAGCUUACACAUCCAGGGAUGAAGAGUCUCCUGAUUCACAGGAGAAACGGCUCAGUGACCUCUCCAAUCAGAGCCAUGACUCUCAGGUGUCCAAUAGCACGCUGUCGGCCACCUCGCAUGAGGAGAGGCAGAAUGUGACGUCGCAGAGGGAGGACCUUGUAGAUGGCCACGCCCCUCAUUAUGAUGACGAGCUGGACGAGAUGGAAGUGGAGUACAUUGAGCCCACUGUGCACUUUGCAGAAGAGCCCAUCAUCCGGGGUUUGGAUGACGACGACGAGGAGGACAGGGAAGAUGGAGGGAGGAGUGACGAGGAAGAGAGGCCUGUGUUUCCCGCAGAGAAGCAGCGUCUGAUCAGAAAGGACACGCCGCACUACAAGAAGCACUUCAAGAUCACCAAGCUGCCCAAACCUGAGACUGUGGCUGCCCUGCUGCAGGGCUUCAACCCCGAGAGCAUGAACUCUCCCACAAAGCCUGCAGAGGAAGAGGAGAAGGAGGAGGAGGAGGAGGAGGAGGAGGAGGAGGAAGAGGAAGAUCAGGGUAUGUGCACCCCUCAGCACCUUCCCAGGAUGGAGGCGCUGGAAGACAGUCGGCUCCAGGUCAACUCCAGUCUAGUAAAGGGGGUGAAAUUUGAUCAAGUCAAUAAUCUGCUGAUUGAACCUGCUCGAAUUGAGGAGGAAGAGCACUCGCUGAUCAUCAUGCGACAGACUGGCGGCCUGGGUAUCAGCAUUGCUGGAGGGAAAGGAUCUACACCUUACAAGGGAGAUGAUGAGGGAAUUUUCAUCUCCAGAGUAUCUGAAGAUGGCCCCGCCGCAAGAGCAGGGGUAAAAGUGGGAGACAAACUCCUAGAGGUGAAUGGAGUGGACCUCCACGAAGCAGAACAUCACACGGCGGUUGAAGCUCUUCGGAGCUCUGGUGCUUCAGUUUCCAUGUCGGUGCUGCGGGAGCAUAUGGUGGAGCCGGAGAACGCCAUCACCACCACGCCACUGAGGCCGGAAGACGACUAUUUCCCCCGCGAGAGACGGAGCAGUGGCAUCGCCUUCAACAUAGAGACGGCUCCCAAGGGGCCACAGGAGCGGCUCUCCACCUGCCUGCUGCGAAACGACAAGGGGCUGGGCUUCAGCAUCGCAGGGGGCAAAGGCUCCACCCCCUACCGCACAGCAGACACAGCAAUCUACAUCUCUCGGAUCGCAGAAGGGGGAGCAGCAAACAGAGACAGCACACUGCGUGUCGGCGACAGAGUGAUCUCCAUCAAUGGUGUAGACAUGACAGAGGCCAGGCAUGACCAGGCAGUAGCACUCCUUACCGGCACCUCCCCCACCAUUGCCCUUGUGGUGGAGCGAGACCUGAAUGCACCAGGGGGCUCUCCAGGUCAAUCCCGGGCACGAGCCCACUCCCCUCCACCCCCAGAACCCUCAGACUCACCGGACCAGGAGGAGGACGGCCUCACCAUGCAUGGGAACAACCUGAGCCGCAUGGAGGACGAGUAUCCCAUCGAGGAAGUGAUCCUGUUAAAGUCAGGCGGGCCACUAGGCCUGAGCAUUGUGGGAGGCAGUGAUCAUGCCAGUCACCCGUUUGGCAUCAAUGAACCCGGGGUGUUCAUCUCAAAGGUGAUUCCUAACGGCCUAGCGUGUGAAAGUGGACUGCGUGUCGGGGACCGAAUUUUGGAAGUGAACGCCAUCGAUCUGCGUCACGCCACACACCAGGAAGCUGUGCGAGCGCUGCUGGCCAAUAAGCAGGAGAUCCGUAUGCUGGUGCGGAGGGACCCUUCCCCGCCUGGGAUGCAGGAAAUUGUAAUCAAUAAGCAGCCAGGGGAGAAGCUCGGCAUCAGUAUUCGUGGAGGGGCCAAGGGUCACGCAGGAAACCCCUUUGACCCUACAGAUGAAGGCAUCUUCAUCUCUAAGGUGAGUUCGAGCGGUGCUGCAGCAAGAGACAGCAGACUGAAGGUUGGGAUGCGUAUCCUGGAGGUGAACAACCACAGCCUGCUGGGGAUGACGCACACAGAGGCGGUGCGAGUGCUCCGGGCUGUAGGAGACUCUCUGGUCAUGCUGAUGUGUGACGGAUUCGACCCACAAAAAAUGACGGGCGUGGAGGCGUCUCCCGGCAUCAUUGCCAACCCAUUUGCCACCGGCAUCGUCCGUAAGAACAGCAUGGAGAGCAUCUCAUCUAUAGACCGAGACCUGAGCCCGGAGGAGAUGGAGAUCAUGCAGAAGGAGUCUGAGAUGGUGAGAGAGACAUCACAGUGGGAGCGAGAAGAGAUGGAGAAAGUGGAGCAUAUGCGCUUGGAGCGAGAGGAGGCAAACCGCCUGCUAGAAGAGGAGACUGAGAACAUGGGCACUGGACCUUUGAAACUUGACUACAAAACCCUGGCGGCUCUGCCCACCACCAGUCUGCAGAAGCUCAACAGGGCGCCUCCUUCUGACUUCAACAGGACGGAGAGCCCAAUCAGAGACGCCCCCUACUCCCCCACCAUCCAACCGGCAAACCUUCAUUACACUUCAACUCCAACUGCUAUCGAGAACUCUCCAUCUUCAACACGACCGGGUGCCAUCCAGCCAGUGGGGCGCAUGCGGCAGAGCCCCUCCCCUGGCACACCGGAGGGCCACAGUCCUAACCCCUUCCAGCAUGGCCCCUCCCCCUUCAACUCCCAGACCUCUCCUCGCGCCCCCUCCCCCACCUCGCCCGACGAGUUCCCCAUGAACGUGAAGCAGGCAUACAAGGCGUUUGCCGCUGUGCCUCGCUCACUGGCAGUGCUGGAGCCCCCCCAGGACCAGUGUGGUGUCAAGAACAAUUUCCACCCCAAGGAACCUUCUCCAGAGCCUGAGUUGAUGAACGAGGUGUUUGAUGAUGUCAUAGACGGUCAGGAGGGGGCUGGUCUGAGCCGCCACGGCUCCCCUAGGCCCCACCUCUCUCCUGACCGGCGGGAGUAUCUGAGCCUGGCCGCAGUGCCUCGCCUCUCCAGGCCGUCCUGGGACCUGCAGAGUCCCUCUCCUGGUGGUCGGGGCAGCCCGGAGCAGCGCUCCUUCAGGGACAGACAGAAGUAUUUUGAGAUUGACGUGAAGCAGCAGACACCAGAAAAACCCAAACCUCGAGUGUCUCUUGUUGGAGAAGAUGACCUUAAGAAAAUGAGGGAAGAAGAAGAGAGGAAGUUUGAGCAGCGGGCGCGGGAGUACCUGAUGGAUGAAGACGAGGAGGACGAGGAGGAGGAUCUGGCGAAGCAGAUGGCGCAGAUGAAGGCCACCGGCAAGGUGUUGCUGGACGGAGUGGAGUACAACGUGGAGCCAGUGUCCACCCCCACCCAGCACUGCGCUACCCCAUCCUGCUACAACGUCACGCCGCCCAGCUACUGUGGCAGCUCAGGGCCUUCUUCUGUUGAUGGUAAAGGAGAUUCUCAGAGGAACUCACUAGAGGACAGCUUCAGGAUGGAGCAGAGACCCAACUCCAUGACUGGUCUGAUCCCAGCGUACACCGGGGACUCUGCGGCCCCCAUCCGCACAGCCAAAGCGGAGCGGCGGCACCAGGAGAGGCUCCGUAUGCAGAGCCCCGAGCUGUCUGUGGCCUCCGACAAGGACCUGUCCCCUGCUGAGAAACGAGCUCUGGAGGCCGAGAAGAGAGCCAUGUGGAGGGCAGCACGGAUGAAGUCUCUGGAGCAGGAUGCACUGAAAGCUCAGAUGGUCAUCGCCAAGUCUCGCGACGGAAAGAAGCGUGGGACACUCGACCAGCUGACGGAGUCGCCCUCGCCCGCCCCCACCCCCUCUCCCACACCUAUGGAAGAGCUCAGUCCCCGAGGAGUCACCUCUCCGGGUCGGCUGUCCCUGUCGUCAAAGAAGUUUGACUACCGACAGUUUGCUGCCAUUCCUUCUUCCAAACCCGUAUACGACAUCCAGUCCCCUGACGCAGUGGAAGAGCUGCAGUUCAUCGACGACGGCUCCAGCAACCCAGGUGACUACCUGGGAUAAGCAGCUCCUAUUGUUCCCGCUGUGAGCCCUGAGGCUGAGGUGCCCCCCCCGCUGCCUGCCACCUCGGCCCUGGAGGAGAUGGCCCUGUACAGCAACAAGCGCAAACUGAGGCAGGGCCGCCGCAGCCUGGAGACCGCCGUGCCCACGUAACGGCUCACUGAGAGAAGAGAGCCCACGACAUGAUGCACGCACACACACACACACACACAUUAAGAUGCACUGUGGAACACAGAGUCACUAAACACUACACAGUAGAGCGAGAUUUCCUCUCCCAUAUAUAACCACUGCAGAGACGACACUCUUAUAUCCUGCUGCCAGUCUGUGGAUGGCAGGUUGCUGAGCAGUCCCUACAGGGCAACAACCCUGUAGUGUGGUUAGCUAGCUGUCGCUACUUACAGACCAUUCUCUUUUUGUUGUUGUUGUACACUCGGUUUACCAAGUAGAAGCUUAUCUAUUUUAAAAAGGAAGCGGCCGAAGUUUUUAUUUUUUUUAUUUUUGCACCUCUAACGAUUUUGCUGUUUAAAAAGAACAUACUGGAAGAGAAAAGAAAUGGGUCAUAGCUAUACUAACUUGUUGAAUUAUAUUUUUAGCCUUUCAGUGACUAGAUUGUAAAAAUGUCAGGGGUUUCUAGAGACUCGGACAGGAGUGUAUAUAUUAAUUGAGGGAACAUCCUGCUACCUUCAGUCACAAAUUGUGGAGAGCUUUUUAAAAACACAAAAACAAUACAUAUCUUUAUGCACUGCCACCUAUCAACUUUUAAAGAACAUAUAUCUUAAGUAAUUUAUUGUUUUUAGCGUUUUACUCAAAUUGAAGGCCCUCUGUUUUAACCUCCUUUGGGAGUGCAUGACUGAUGGUUAUCGUAAUGUAUCUUUAAAUACUAAACUAAUUCAUUUCACUUUAUGUACACUUAUGAAUUCACAUUUUUAGAGAAGCAUAUCAAUAAUUAGAUCUCUUGAUAUCUGUUGCUCACGGUAGUUGGUCAUACCUGUGAUUGUUACAUUCCCCAUUGAGAGAAUCUGACUACACUAAGCAGGCAGUUUUUACAGAUAAACAUAUCACACGUUAGGAACCAAGUAUCAUUUAAUAAUUAACGGUACUCACCCUGCCCUGUUUAGGGUCUUGUUUUUUUAUUUUGCAAUGUGAAUCAUUCAUUUGUAUCCUUGAAUUAUCUGGAGGUAUUCCAGAGUGAUGUGAAGGUAGCAGGUGUUUUAUUUUUCUGUCUAUUUAAAUCUGACGCCACUGAAAAAUCAUUUUAUUAUUGUGUGAAUAAUGUACAAAUACUGAAAGGAAAGCAAACGUCGGGUUGAAACUGAGUCAGUCUUACAGGCUUGGUGCUGGGAUGCUCUCUGCAUGUAUAUUGGUUUGUUAAUGGAAGAGCUGCGGGGGUCAGAAGCAAUUAGAAAUCCCCCUCAAGACAUUGUUCAGUUCACUGCUCCACAUGCUGUCAGUUUAUGUAUCUGAUGGGUAUUUUUGCAGAAUCACAGCAUAGUAGCAUUGUUUUAAUUUAAAGUAGGGUCUUUUAAUCAUAGUUUCCAUGUUGCUCUCACUGACUGAAAUUCAGUUUGUUUGAUAACAUUUGCAAUGGUUGAUAUCUUCUUUUUUUUACUUGCAGUAGGUAAUUCUUUUUUUUCAGAUGGGUUUCACUACAUUAAUGCAGUGUUUCAAGUUGUUGUGUUUAUUCUUUUGUCUCGAGUCCUUUUUUGGGACUUUUACUUGCAAAUAUGUCAGAGGGAAAGGGUCAGAAGUUCUAGGGUCAAGGGUUAGAGCUCACAAGACUGUAACUAGUGAAUUUGUACAACCAAAGAAGUCUAUUUUGUGGUUCAGGAAUAAUAAAUUUUACUUUUCAUUUAAGAAGCUGA